AUGUCUGAAUUGAUUGUGCCAUCAUCGCCUGGCGACGUCACAAAGCAUGCGCUCUCCCGGACUCCUAUCGCAGUAGUGUCUAUCCCGAGUCCCGAAUCCUCGUCCCUUCCCAUCGCCCUCCUUCUUUUCUCUCUCUCCCUCAAACUUCUUCUGUUUCCUGCCCACUUCAGCACUGAUUUCGAGGUCCACCGCCAUUGGAAGGCCCUCACCCACACCCUUCCCCUUUCGCAGUGGUAUGUCGACACCUCUUCAAAAUGGACUCUCGAUUAUCCCCCGCUUUUCGCGUAUUUCGAAUACGUUCAGUCCUGCAUCGCUGCCUUUUUCCAUCCUCCUUUAGUCGAUCUUGACAAUCACAACUACGCAACCAAGCCUGUCGUGUCUUUUAUGCGCUCAUCGGUGCUCGUACCAGAAGUGCUCUUAUUUAUCUCAACAAAACUUCUGGUCUCUUCCGUAGCAACUGAAAAGGCACGCCACAAAGGAGGACUCGCAAAGGCCGUCGGACUCGUUCUUCUUGCGCCAGGCCUAACGCUGGUCGAUAACAUUCAUUUUCAGUACAAUAGCCUCCCUAUUGCCGUCUUAAUGCUGUCUCUUGCUUUCUUCUAUUCGGGCAGACUAUCUAGCGGUGCAAUAGCUUUCGUUGCAGCACUUAAUAUCAAACACACUUUGCUCCCUACCGCCCCAGUAGUCGCCAUAUACAUUCUCGCCGCUAUUCACAAGACGUCUCCAAAAGCAUCCGACUGCGUCAUUCGCCUGUUCACGAUUGCCCUGGCAACGAUUUUAACUCUGACUGCGCUGUGGGCACCGCUUUACUUUGCAGGCGGAACAGACCUACUUGCACAGGUCAUGUCACGCCUGUUUCCCUUCGAUCGCGGCUUGUUACAUGCAUAUUGGGCGCCAAACUUCUGGGCCCUCUACGCCACAGCCGACAAGCUGCUGGUCUCGUUUGGGCUUUCGCUGCGCACAGUGGACGUAGACCCGACCACAGGGCACAUCGGCGGUCGGACGCCGUUUGCCGUGUUGUGGAACCCAACACCUAUGAUUUGUGCGACAGCGUUGCUUGCUUCGUUAAUUCCCGCGCUUCUCCACUUAUCAAGAAGGCCAGAUCAGCUUCUUCUGGCGACCGCCCACGCAACGCUCGCCGCUUUCUCUAUUGGAUGGCACGUUCAUGAGAAAGCUGUCCUCGUCCCGCUUCUUCCGCUAGCAGCGUUGGCAGGUAUCACUGACAACACCGCAGUGAAGGAAGCAUUUCUAUGGCUUUCACUAGGCGGCCAGUUUGCGCUCUUUCCCCUUGUACAGGAAAAAGGCGAGAGUAUGUUUAAGAUCGCGCACUUCAUUGCCUACCACGUUUCUGCUAUGCAGACUUUGAUGACUGAUAAAUGGUCGUUGAGGCAUUCGAUGCUUUCGCUCUACGCAGCCGGAACUAUACUGUUGGAACUUUAUGCAGGGUUUGGCGGGGUGCAUAGAGCUCUAUUCGGCGAGCGAUUGCAGUUUCUGCCGCUUCUACUGGUGUCUGUCUAUGGUGCGAUUGGCGUUCUGGUUGCCUUUUUUAUGAUCACAUUGCUCACUUACGGUAUGGCCGACGGGCGAAACGCUAGUUCGAAUUAGGAUAAGAAAUAAAAAUCGUGAGCCAAUGUGCUUCCUGCUUCU
Chondrus crispus (carragheen) is the source of this 1647-nucleotide messenger RNA. RefSeq names its product dolichyl pyrophosphate Glc1Man9GlcNAc2 alpha-1, 3-glucosyltransferase, family GT57. The record is from RefSeq and is a predicted model, not a curated record. Gene Ontology annotation, cellular component: endoplasmic reticulum membrane. Bases 1 to 1605 code for a protein of 534 amino acids. Lineage: Eukaryota; Rhodophyta; Florideophyceae; Gigartinales; Gigartinaceae. Gene Ontology annotation, biological process: protein N-linked glycosylation. Gene Ontology annotation, molecular function: dolichyl pyrophosphate Glc1Man9GlcNAc2 alpha-1,3-glucosyltransferase activity. The transcript is spliced from 2 exons.